UAAUCUGUGCACGGACUUCGGUAUUUAUUUGGAAUAUACUUUUAAAUUAUGGCUCAAAUGAUUAUGAAUCUCGAAUUUCUUUAAAAUGAACUUAACAAUCAACAUUUGGGUUGGUACAAAAUGUCGAAAUGUGCUCUGAGUGAAACGGUGGAAACUCUGGGUGCUUGGAUAAUUUGUAGGUCAAAAACUUACACAAAUCGACCAUAUUAUUUUAACACAUUGACUGGCCAAGCAGUAUGGAAUUUAAGCAAAGCUGAGAUCGAAAAGGCGAGAAGGGCUGAAAGGAAUAGUUUAAAAACAAAUUUUUCCGUUGAAGACUGUCCAGAGCCUGAAGGUUCACCGGAAUAUUAUUUUCCCAACACAAUGAAUCCUAACAAUAACAGAAUGAGAAAUGAGAGGCUAAGGCCCAAAGUGUAUAAUAAACAAGUUAUCAAUAAUAGGUUUACUAGGACAUCUGGUUAUUCUCCAAUGAAUACAAUUCCAAUGGGUAUACCUGUUGCAGCCGCUUUGUAUAACCCACUCAUGUGGAAUGUACCCCCUCAACAGGUAUUUCUUGGUCCUUAUUCAACUAGCCCAAAUGUUAAUUCGCAACUACCAGUGUCUGAAACGAGUGUGCCUUUAUCAAGAAGAUUUUCAAGCUACAAUGAUACUAGAAAUAUUCAGCCGACUUCAUACAUGAAAACACCAAGAAGCCAAUUUGCCAAGCCAUUCUCAGUUGAGGGAGUCUCUUUAGAUUCUAUCAAUAGAAUUAGAGAUAAUACUGAUUUAAGACAAAAACUUUUAGCCAGAAGAACUUCUAAAAGUAUUGAAACAUGUCAAGGCAGAGAUGAAGAAGCUUAUGUUCCUCCAAUGCAGCAAAAUGAAGAAACAUUAUUAAAUAUGAAAGAUGAAAAUUGGCUAGCGAAAAAUUUACAAAAAAAUCCAUAUUCUAUAGACACUCAUUCAAUAAAGGAACUUUUUAAUGUGGAAGAUAAUGGAUUUUGGUACAUUGUGACUGAUACAGUUGUCCUUUUGAGUAAUACAAAUUUUAUGAGGGUGUUACUCAAUCAUGAUAAACAAUGCAACUUGAUAUUGCCUAAAGCCGUGUUUGAGGAAAUUGAGGGUAUAUCAAAGUCAAAUCUAAACCCUCCAGCUAAUCAAGCCUUGGCCUUUAUUUCUCAAGAAAUUAUUCUAAAUCAAGCUAUAAUUGAUGAGGAGACUCUCAGUGACACAGGACUUUACGUCCAAGACGAAAUAUUAGGCUGCUGUUCGAGAUUAUCUGAGCAAGGAUUUCCAGUGAUCUUAUUAACUAAUAACGUCGAAAUACUCGAUUUGAAAGACUCUGUGACAUACCAAAUAUUAACAAUGAAAGAAUUUAAAACACAAGUUUGUCGUCCAACAGAAAGUGUAAAGAAAUAUUUACCAUUGAAUGAUACAGAGCGUAAUAUUAAAAUAACAAUUCCAAACGAACUAAAUGAGACUUCUUUAAAACAACAAACCGAAGAUGCUAUGAAUGACAAUGAAAUUGUUGAGCCCACCACCAUAUCUAGAGUGGUCUUAGAGAAAGAAACAAACAAUACUGAUGUGCCGGUGCCAUGUGAGCGAGAGAAUGAAGCGCAGAAUCAUGCUCAAUACAAUACUAUUACCAAUGUCGAAAACGAUACUCGAUUGUCUAGAAGAAAGAUAUUAAAUCGACAAAGGUCACAAGAUAGUACAAAAAGUACUUGUAGUACCACAAACAAUUUUAAAUGGCGGAGAAAAUCGAAUGCAAAUGGGAAUGUAGAUGAAUUUAAUAAACCAGAAGAAAGAAACAUUAAAGAAAUUUCUAGUCAACCCAGUGGUUCUGAUAUGAAGAAAACAAAAAACUCAGAAAUUCCUUGCCAACCUGAUAGCCCCGACAUAAACAAAACAAAUAGUCCAAAAAAAGUUACUAUAAAUGAUUCCCCUCGUGUUGCAAAUGAAGAUGAAGAUAAUGAUGUAAUAUUAAUAAAAACUGAACCAUUAUCACCUAAAUGUAAUGUCUCUAAAGACGACAAAAACGUCAUGUUCGAAAUAACUAGUCAAAGCAUGGAGGAUAACUUAAAAUUGAAAUGUGACGAAUGGGUAUCUCGAUUUAUUCAAAUAAUGGAAGAAGUGCUGACACAAGUAUUGCACAGGGAGCCAAAAUUUGUGUGUGACGCUAUGCCUCCCCCGUGGACACUGUAUGAAGCAACUGAGUGCACAAGGAAGAAAUUUCACAAUGACGGUGAUAUUGUAGACGCAGCAAAUAAACUUCGAAACAUAUUAUUUGAUAUUGGCGGAUCGAGAGGUAAAGUGAAAUUAAAUAUUAGUCCGAUGCAAUAUAUGGAAAUGUACAGCUAUGGUGUAUAUCUAACAGAUGCAUUGCAGAGCGCAAUAACUAAAUGUGAAGAUCUACAAAUUGCGGCCGAGUCGCUGUACAAGUUGCUCAGUGAUAUUCAAGAUACCAAUGCAGAUAUUAACCAUGAUUCCUUGUGUAAUAUCACCAACGAAGAAAUAGAAAAAGUAGCUGAUCAAGAUGUUGAAAAUAAUAUAAACCAAAGUAAUGAUAAACAAAACAUUGAAAAAAGUAAUGUUAAGGCUUAUCAACUUAAAGAAGUACCUGAUGUUAUAGUAAGGAAAAAAAAUCCACAAACUACAAAGAACACGACUGAGAGGUCGCCAGCUAAGAGCAAUUCAAGUAUAUUAAGUAAUGAAAUAACCUCACCAUCAAAAUACUUUCUUAGAUCAACUAGAAAGAGCACUCCUCAGAGAGAGCGUACUACAUACACUUCUAAAUGGGACUUUUUGAACAAACUGGAUUUAACUAGGACGUCGUCAUUAGAGGAUUUUGAGCCCUCCUUAGACCAGGAAGUAAGAGAUUCGAAUACCGCCAGUGCUGGAUGCCGCGAGCCCUGUCAAGAUAACCAAAGGCUAAUUCAGGGACCCAUUUUGAGCAACCAAGAGCCUUCAGACGAUAACCAGGAACACUUUUUGGACAAUCAGGGGCCAAAUACAAAUAGCCAGGAUCGGCUAGCGAAUAAUCAAGGACAAUGCCAAGAAAACGACUCGAAAAGUAAUAAUUUCUCUAACAGUGAACUUGCCCAAAGUAAUGAAAACAUUGAUAACACGCAAAGUAACAAUGUGUCUGAAGAAAAAGUUAUGCAUCCUAAAAUUAUUAGAAACUUUGUUAGAUGUAUAGAAUUCGAAGAAAAAAUAAAAAAGAACACCGAUUUCACGCAAGAUUUUGAUUUUUCGUUUAAUGAAGAUUUCGAUUUGCAAUGCGAGGUUGGGUAUUAUAAUGCAUUUGAUUACGACGACAGUCAAAACGACGAUUAUGGUUAUGAGUUCGAUGGUGACUAUGGAUAUGACGAAGAAGAAAAACAGUUUUUUGAAGAAGAAGUAAAUAACAUGAAUUGUUUAAUAAAAGAAGUGGUUACAGAGACGAAAACCGUUUUUACUUUGGUUAAAAAUUUCUGUGAAAAAUGUUGCGAACUGCUAAGUUCGUCCACUACUUUCGAUGAGACAGAUACACUUCAGGAGGCCGAAAAUGCUUCCAAAAGUCUCGAUAGUAUUUGUGAAACAUUAGACAGUAUAUUAAAACGGGAAGCUGGUACUUCAAAGAAUUCUAUAAAGGCAGUGUCCAUUAAUCCAGAAUUAAAUUGCAUUGAGAUGAGUGACGAAGAAGUUAAUAAAUACAGGGAAGUCAUCUCCAAAAGCUUAGAACAAGGAAAAUUGUUAAAAGAAACAGUCAUUAUGUUAAUAAAAGCAAUAAAAUCUAAAACAUAGCAGUGUGUGUAGGUGCAUUGUUAUAGUCAUCUGUGUGCUUGACUAAGUAAUUUCAUUAUUCAUUAUUUUUGGGCUAGCCAUUGCUACAAGUGAUCAUUUAACUCUUCUUACUGAUAAGUGAUAACAAUAUUUACACAGUAAAUAACUAUUUAGGUCUGUUUGUACUUGUCUGGCAUAUUUUAAAAUGCCGCGUUAGUUAAAAACAUCACAUUAUGAACUAGACAGCAUUUCAUACAAAGUAACAAAUAAAACAAUACAGUUAGUUUUUGUGGUGAUUCUGAUAGGUAGUUUUCUUUUUUAAACGUUUGGCAUUUUCGACAGACGUUUAACUAUAACAACGUGUAAUGUCGUGUAAUGAAUGAGUUAAGUAAAAUUUCACCCAUUAAUAUUUUGUGCUACACCAUGUAAAUAUUAAAUUAUUUUGUGUCUAUUUUUAAGUUGUACCUUUAUGUCUUUUGUAUGAAUAUUAACUACAGCGCUUUAAAUAUUCAUUUAAUUUUAUGGCUGUGGCCGAAUUGAAUGAAAAUGUUGUUCUGUAAUUUAAGUACUUAAGAUUGCAUGUAAAAUUUCCAUUAAAACUUUGUUUUUAGUACAGUCUUGGAUUGUUGUUGCAAAAUAUUCUAUCACCUGCAUGCUUAGCUUAGCUUAACUACUUAAGAAAUAUUUUGUUAAAAUAUUAUAUAUUUUCACCGUGGCGAUAUUGUUGUGCCUUAUACAGUACAAUUACACCUAAACCUAAAUUAUUGAAUAAGGAAUUCAGAUUAUUUCUCCUGUACUCAAUUUAAGGUUAAUUAACAACUUUCCAAAUAUUAUGUAUACUUAGGUU
Aricia agestis (brown argus) is the source of this 4591-nucleotide messenger RNA. RefSeq lists its product as uncharacterized. The transcript has 16 exons. Lineage: Eukaryota; Metazoa; Arthropoda; Insecta; Lepidoptera; Lycaenidae. The record is from RefSeq and is a predicted model, not a curated record. Bases 121 to 3765 code for a protein of 1214 amino acids.